AUGUCGACCACCGACCUCAUCGCCCGCCGAGCAAUCGCACUCCAAAAGCGUCGCUCUGACCUCGCUCGCCUCCGCACCGCAGCGACAAUUCGAGCAUUCAAUUUCGAUCUCGGAGACCUCGUCCUCAUCCGCAACACCGCCAUCGAGAAGGCCCUAAACUGCAAAAUGCGACCUCGCUACUUGGGACCCCUUCUCGUUAUAUCUCAGAAUCGCGGCGGUGCUUACAUUCUCGCAGAAUUAGAUGGCUCGAAGCUCGACAUACCCGACCUCGACGCACUCCUCGACAUCUCUGCACAACGACUGCGUGAGAUGAAGGCCACUGUGGACGAGGAUCCAGAAGAGGAGGACCUCCGCGACGACAAGAUGGACGACUCCGAGGAUGAAGCUUCGCAGCAGGAUAUUGACACAGUGUCCAAUACCGACGAGCCCACCCACCCUCCCUUCUCGCGCGGGGCGAUGUGA
Messenger RNA from Heterobasidion irregulare TC 32-1, 462 nucleotides. RefSeq lists its product as uncharacterized. NCBI's taxonomy places the organism in Eukaryota, Fungi, Basidiomycota, Agaricomycetes, Russulales, Bondarzewiaceae. The transcript is spliced from 3 exons. The record is from RefSeq and is a predicted model, not a curated record. Bases 1 to 462 code for a protein of 153 amino acids.